AUGCUGCCAUCCAUUUCAAACUUGCUUAACGAUACUCGGCCUACACCACCGCCGGCAUUAAACUUCGUACCGCCAUCACCCACACCACCCACACCACCACUUGUCCAAAGUGCCUUUUCACCAUCUUCGUUUCCUUCGCCGAGUUUUAUGCCGUCCCCGAUAGAAUCAUGUGCUUCAAUGUCACCAAACCUUCCACCAGCCAUGUCCAUGGAUGAAUAUGAGCUACCACCCCUUCAAGGUCAUGAUCCACCUCUCAGUCCUUUACGUCGAGUUUCAUCUGCUGGUGAGCCUGAAGCUGCCCCUUGGAGCAUUAAGGAUACCCUUUCCACAAUGAAUUCGGCACCAUUGUCUCUUGAACAACCAAAACCACGACGUGGUAGACCACGAAGUAUUAGCAACACCUCAACGGAAAGUGCUAGUAGCACGACAAGAGGGUCAUCGUCUUACCCAAUGUUCAUGCAAGAAAACGACAACAGUAGCAGCUUAACGUUUUUGACACCCACAACAUGGAAUGUACCUGCCACUUCACUACAACGCAAGGCACCCUCCUCUUCUGGUAAGAGGAAUCAAAACGAAGUGCAAGCUCCUCGAAAAAAGAGAGGUAGAAAACCAAAGACAGUACUUGCAGGCCAUUCUUGCUUUGUCUUGCCUUCAGACCUUCAAAAGAAGCUCCAAAAGCCAUAA
This is a messenger RNA of Lichtheimia ornata, 684 nucleotides long. RefSeq lists its product as uncharacterized. Bases 1 to 684 code for a protein of 227 amino acids. The transcript has a single exon. NCBI's taxonomy places the organism in Eukaryota, Fungi, Mucoromycota, Mucoromycetes, Mucorales, Lichtheimiaceae. The record is from RefSeq and is a predicted model, not a curated record.